Pseudocercospora fijiensis CIRAD86 is the source of this 2388-nucleotide messenger RNA. RefSeq names its product Ca2+/calmodulin-dependent protein kinase (gene CAMKK). The transcript is spliced from 4 exons. Gene Ontology annotation, biological process: intracellular signal transduction; protein phosphorylation. The record is from RefSeq and is a predicted model, not a curated record. Gene Ontology annotation, molecular function: protein serine/threonine kinase activity; ATP binding. Bases 1 to 2388 code for a protein of 795 amino acids. Gene Ontology annotation, cellular component: cytoplasm. Lineage: Eukaryota; Fungi; Ascomycota; Dothideomycetes; Mycosphaerellales; Mycosphaerellaceae.
AUGGACCCCACCGCUCCGGGUGAGCAUGAGCGUGAGCGUGAGCGUGAGCCUCACGGAGCUCUGGCCUUGGUCCCUUCUCACGGCAUCAGCAUAAAUCUGCCCUCGCCGGCCACCGAGCACCACCACCCGCUGCCGGUCAGGCACAUGUCUGCGCCGGCCUACCAGAGUCCUCUCCGACACCAUCGAAGAGCCCCCUCGAGAUCGAAAGGCGUGAAAGAGACAUUGGAUGCGCGGUCGCAUUAUGGCAGUAGCGAUGACGACGGUGGGGCCAUACAUCGCAUCAACCAGUACAUUAUCAAGCAAGAGAUAGGCAGAGGUAGCUUCGGCGCGGUGCACUUAGCCGUCGAUCAGUAUGGCAACGAAUUUGCUGUCAAGGAAUUCUCCAAGUCACGACUGCGGAAACGAGCCCAGUCCAACCUGCUCCGGAAGCCAAAUGCUGCUAGGAGACCGGGACAUCUCGCUGCGGGCAUUGGCUUCAACUCACCUCUACAUCGACAUUCCUCUUCAGACAAACUCAAUGGCACCACGAACAAUUCACUGGAGCUCAUCAAAGAGGAGAUUGCCAUUAUGAAGAAGCUAGAUCAUCAUAAUCUUGUGUCGCUGGUAGAAGUGCUCGACGAUCCACAAGAGGACUCCUUAUACAUGGUCCUUGAAAUGUGCAAGAAGGGCGUGGUCAUGAAGGUAGGGCUUGACGAACGUGCAGAACCUUAUCCUGAAGAAGCAUGUCGCCAUUGGUUUCGAGACAUGAUUCUUGGUAUUGAAUACCUCCACGCACAGGGCAUAGUGCAUCGGGACAUCAAACCAGACAAUUGCCUCAUUACUCACGACGAUGUGCUCAAAAUCGUCGAUUUUGGCGUUAGCGAAAUGUUCGAAAAAGAUGGCGACAUGCACACCCAGAAGUCGGCAGGAAGUCCGGCCUUCAUGCCACCCGAGCUGUGUGUUGCCAAGCAUGGCCCAGUGAGCGGGAAAGCAGUUGACAUCUGGAGCAUGGGGGUGACAUUGUACUGCUUGCGAUAUGGUCGAAUACCUUUUGAAAAGUACGGGAUGCUGGAGAUGUACGAAAGCAUCAAGAAUGACGAAAUACCGCUCGAAGACGAGACCGACAAAUCAUUCGAAGAUCUCAUAAGAAGAUUGUUGGAGAAGGAUCCCGAUAAGAGGAUCACAAUGGAAGAACUUCGAGAACAUCCCUGGGUUACACGAAACGGCACCGAUCCGAUGAUGUCUGCGGAAGACAAUUGCGCAACUCUGGUGGAAGCACCCACAGAGAACGAAUUGAACCAAGCUAUCACGGGCAACAUGGCACACCUUAUGACGGUGAUGAAAGCUGCCAAGCGUUUCAAGAAACUGAUCUACCGGAAACGACCACAGUUCAUGGAGGGACUAUUCGGGCGCGAAUCACGACUAUCUGCAGCACCUACGUCGAUGCGAGCCAAAAGCGUAGAUGUGUCUGAUCGGAGAGCGGUGGAGACAGCCCUUACUACUGAAGGCGUGCAUAGAAACAUGGAGGAUGAGAUCGUCAAAGCACCAAGCUUACACCGGCUCGCUGUGGACUCACCUUCGCCGCUUGAUAGUACCGGCGGAGUCGUUGAGUCUCCAGCUUUGUCAUAUUCUUCGCAGACUCCCUCACAAUCUGACGACCAAAUCGAGCGACCACAUCUUAGCACGAAAGCAAGCACGUUUCCGCUAGACGAACGGGGGAAAGGCCACGCCCAUGAUCCACUCGAAGAUCGAAUCUAUCUCAACAUAGGAGCUGGUGGUGAUAUGGACGGCAUUGAUGAGCUAGAAGGACCAAUCGUCUGCGAGAGUCCGGGUGGUGUCGAUGAAGACAUCUACGAGGCUGCAUACCAGCUUGAGAUCAAUCGCAUCUUAGGGGACAAGGAAGCUGCUGAUCUUGUCCUGAAUCGAAGAGUCGAGCACAUCGAGGGUCUCAGGCGCCAUCCUAAUGUGCUCAAGUCGUCUGUGAACCACGCCGUUGACUUUGCGGGAACUACUGCCAGUCGGGUCCAUGCCAGAGCGCGGAAUAGCGGUUUCGCAGCCAUGGUCAGGGAGACGCGCACUAGGACUCGUGAAUCUGUGAACCAAAUCAUUGACGAACGAGCGGCGCGUAAAGCAGAAGAAGCAGCGGUGGCGGCAUCGAAGUCCACGCCGUCCCUCAAAAUCGUCGAACCUGACUCUCCUUCCCUUUCAACACCUGUCAGACCUGGACCGGGGCCUAUUGGCGGAGUCAACACACCACCCUCGCGAUCUCACACGCCCAACAGUGAACGAAGGCUGCGAGACGCGGCACGACUGCAAGCAGGUCAAGUGCUAAAGGGUGUCGCCAGCCGACUUAACGAGAAAGCCGGCAGACUCGAGGCCAAAAGCGUGCAGCAGUACGAGGGGACCUGA